GUCUAGAUACCUGUUGCUGGUGGGUAUGACAAAAAUGUCAAAAGUAAAAUUUAAAAAAUGAUUUGAUGUUGAAAGUUAUAUCUAAAUUAAAAAUGAGUUCCAGUACUCUAGCCCUUAAAAAUAACCCGACAAAUUAUGAAGAACUUAAUUUGAAAUGUCCGAAAUUUCAAGAGCCAAAAUCCCCUGCACUCCUAUUGACUUCAUUAUGGCUGUUUCAGUCUAUAUUUUCUGCAUGCAAAAUGGACUUUUAUACUAAUGUCCAAGGAAUAUCUAUAACAUUUAAUAUACAAGAUGUGGUACUAAUUUCAUUUGCUGCUUGGAUGUUACACAAGGGAUUAUCAUCAAGAAACAUUGCCUUAAUCUUACCAUGGAUUAUAGUCACAUUGUAUGGACUAUACUAUAACCAUUAUAGAAGUCUUAGAAGGAUGACUGUAAUAUUGAGAGCUGUAAGAUUAGCUUCUCCAUUUCCUUGGAUAGCACUCUUUUUGACUGCUGUUGGUUUAGGAUUGAGAAUGGCUUUAACCCUUAGAACUCUGCAACUGUCAGCAAACCUAUGGUAUAGAAAGAAAUUGGAGAAAGAAUUAUAUCAAACUCUCAGUUAAUCUGUUAUAUUAUUUUGUUAUAUGUUGAAAUUAAGAGAGGAAAAAUAUAUGAUAAAACUGUA
Sitophilus oryzae (rice weevil) is the source of this 664-nucleotide messenger RNA. RefSeq lists its product as uncharacterized. Bases 66 to 602 code for a protein of 178 amino acids. The record is from RefSeq and is a predicted model, not a curated record. NCBI's taxonomy places the organism in Eukaryota, Metazoa, Arthropoda, Insecta, Coleoptera, Curculionidae. The transcript has 4 exons.